UCGAUGAAGAUUAAGUUCAAUCUAGAUUUUUAAUGACGUUCAGUCCACAGUGGAAAUACUGUAUUAUGAUCUCUUUCUCUUGUCCUCUUUUUGUUCCAAGCUAGAAACAGCAAUAUGAAGUCACUGGCCUUCUUAAUCCUAGCUGUGGUUCUCUCUAAAGGUGUAGACAGUGUCACCCUGACAGAUAAAGACUAUGAAAUUGCAGAUAAACUCCUCACAUUUGGGGCUGAAGCUUUUUUGAAAUUCUUGGACAACCUCAAAAUAGCAGCGGAAACAGCUGUGAAAAACAAUGAGAUAAACAAAACAGGCAAUGAAAUGCAAGACUUUUGGAACUCUUUGAAAGAGUUAAUCGAGAGGAUCAUUGCUGAGGAAAGAGCUAAAGGAAACCAGGAUGAGUUACUUCUAGCAACAAAAAUUUUUCAUAGACUUGGCAAACUCUAUCUGAAUGGUCUGUUUAGUCUGAUUGACACAUUUCCCAGUGAACAUUUUUUCGGAAGUGUGAACAUAUUCCAAGGGGUCUUAAAAAAUGAGACAAUUGUGGAGAUCUGGAAAGAUAUGGAGUCGCGCUACUUUCCAGGAGCCCCACCAAUCUACAGCGAUCCCAUGGGGUUCCUCAGUUACCUUCUGUCUCGGAUGGUAGAACCCCAAAUGAACCGAAUCCUGAAAGUAGCUUCAGAAGUUGGAAAAAUAGACAUCGACCAACUUUAUGAGGAUGCACAGAUGGCUAUAAAUUUGGUCAGAGAAAAGGCCAUGGAAAUUUCAACCUUAGAGAUGCAAAAAGAGAAGAAUGAUUUUCUAAUAACAUUGAGAACUGCAUUUGGGGUUCUCACGUUUUACUGGGAAAAUCUUUUGGAGUACACUGAAAGCUGGGCAUUCCACAAUAAAUAUUUAGCUGCCUUAAGGCGAUGGAAGGAGCUAGCAGUGCUGAAAAACACAUCUGAAAAUUAUCAUGUAAUUAUUGACCCAGAGACAGGACGUCAAGCCUUAAUUUGGGCAGAUCAGCAUUUUGGCAGUUAUUUUGGUAAUGAGAAAUUCAAUCAGUCCAGCUGGGCCAUCCUUAAGAUUGCUACAGUUUACCCUCUUCCUAUAUAUGAAAAACUGUCUGAAAGUGGCCUUGGGAUUUCUGAGAUCAAUUCUUGUCUAAUCAACGCUAAUGACAUACUCACUGAACUACUAGGAGAAGAAAUCUUGCACAAUUUUAGGGGAGUGCUUAAUGAACAAUGGAAUACUUUUAAUAACGAAAUUUUGCAGCUCUCCAUAAACAAGCAAAACAAAUUUACAUCAGAUGGGGAAGGGGAGGACCAAUUGCGACAUUUACACAAAAUUAAAGAAAUACUCUUUGACAUCUGGGACCAAGUUCUCUCGACGAUCAAUACAAAUAUGAAUGAGGAUGAUAUUGAACAAUCAGCAAGGUACUUGGAUGAAGUGAAGACCGUUUUCAUUAAAGAGUUAAUUGACAGUGGAGAAAUAACUCAAGAGAAGCUUGAUGAAGCACACAAAACACUCAUCAAUGUAACACACACACUCUUCGAGAAAUAUGUAAAAAUGAUCGAUGGUCUGGAUGAAAGGAUCAGUGUUUCUAUUCAAACUCUUGGCAAAGUGAUGCUGAAGACCUUUUCUACUACAAAUACUGUCCUGAUUAAUACAUUGGGCUUCCUUCUGUCUGAUUAAUCUCUCUCAGGACAAUAACAUUUUUUGUACUUUUGUCGUAGGCCUUCUGUGCCAUAUGAAUAAUCCUUGUUUUAUCCAUCCAUCUCACUAAGUAUACUGCCUGUUUUCUCCUCCCUCUUUUGUCUCUACAGUAUUUUGUUCCUGUUCUUGUCUGUAUGCUGAAAUGUGGCCUCAUAAAAUCUGUAGCAGGGAACAGAGUUGAGUCUGAUCCUUGUUCCCAAACUCGUAAUUACACAUUUGUUUAAAUAGAUUAAAUCAUGUUUAAAUGCUACUAAAACAACGUAAAGAAUCUUUUUAGUAUGUAAAAAAUAUUUAUAAAAUUUUUUUUCGGACAUACUGAUUUGCAAAAUCAUACAGGUUUAUAAGGUUUGAUGCAGCAUUUUGUGUGUUCACAAACUGCAGGGAUUUUGGUGUGUUUGCUGGGAUUCAAGGAAAUCUGCUUGCCAGUUUUCAGUAUUAGUCUAACAUAUACAGUUAAGCAGGAGUGUGCAAUUAUUUUGGUACAGGGGCCACAUCAGCCUUUAAGUAGAACAUGAAAGAGAGAAGAUGAAAAGUUCUGAAUAACUGAAUGGUAGUUGUGCACUCAUGCACUCAAUGAAUGAUGCACAGUUUUCUGAAGUGUAUACAGUCUGAUGGGACCAUUCUGCGAUUGCUUGAAGUUUUAUUAAAACUGAAUUAAGAUAGAAUAAAAUUAUUAAUUGUUUAUUUUACCAUA
Myxocyprinus asiaticus (Chinese sucker) is the source of this 2386-nucleotide messenger RNA. RefSeq lists its product as uncharacterized. Lineage: Eukaryota; Metazoa; Chordata; Actinopteri; Cypriniformes; Catostomidae. The transcript has 17 exons. The record is from RefSeq and is a predicted model, not a curated record. Bases 115 to 1671 code for a protein of 518 amino acids.